GAUAACAAAUUUUGACAAGCACAGCUUGACAAAUAAACAUAAAUGGCUGCCAAAUCUUAGUGAUAGUGGAAGAUUUUUCCAAAUACACUGAUUUCUCAAUAAGAAAGAGUAGAAAAAUAAAAAACCGAUUAGAAUUGAAAAAGAAAAAUAUAAAUAAAUCAAUUGGUGGUUGUAAGAUUGAAAAUUAAAUGAAAUAUCCUUUAAGAUGUGGCCGAAAACGAUCGUAAUGUCAAAGGAUGAAUGCCGUGGCGCAUUGAGGAGACUUGAAUUAGAAUCAUAUGCAGCUCUUAUAAGUGUGUUUCGCGCCCAAGGUUGUCUCAAUGAGGCAAAAAGCAAAGUGCUCGAGGAUUUGCGAAAUAUGUUUCGUAUUUCCCAGGAACGACAUCGGGCUGAAGCGCGUCGUGUAUCUAAUGACGAACAACUGUGUACAAUUGCGGAAAAUUUAGCUGGACCGAAUACUUGGCAAGAAUGGGCUCGGGAGGGCCGACGUCCAUUUCCACUUUUGGCGCGCGUACCACCACAAACUGCUUUAAAUAUUAUAGCAAACAAAAUUGCUGCUAAGGUUACCAGUGAAAAUUCAAAGCUUCCAUUACCUUCUGAAACAGGUGUAGAAUAUAAAAAAUUACGUACAGGAAUGGAAGCAGCAGACAAGAAUAAUGAACACUUAAUGCAGCCAGCAAAUAUUGUCACAAGUAAUCCUUAUCCAGCGCCGAACAUACCUGACGGCCCAAAACGAACGUUAAAACGAAAUGCCGGUGAAGGCCAAAAUGCACCAAGCAGAAAACGAGCUGCUAAUGAACCAACAACAAGGAAAUCACCAAAUAUAUCAGCACGUAAAUACCUACAUAUUACAUCGGAUGGAAAUUUAAAUGAACCUCCACAGACAAGUGUACAAAACAUGUACGCUUAUCAGAGCAACAUAAAUCAGCCAAUGGAACAAAAUCCGCCACCACAACCACAACCACAACAUACACCCAAACCGCGAGGAACAAGGCGUGCACCACAAAAUAAGCGUCAAGACGUGCCACCCAAAGUUAAUAAAAGAAAACAGAAUUUAGUAUUGCAGCAAGAACCGCUACAAAUAUCCUUGAGAAUAACUCAACCGCAAUUUCAAUAUGAGCACCUGCAGAGUGGAGAUCAAAUCUCACAUCUUGACGCACAAGCCAUUGUAGCCAGUGCUGAUUACUUAAAAGUGGAUAAUAUACCUGAGAAUGAAAAUGGUUCUUAUGUAGCGCCAACAUCCAGAAAAGAUGUUACAAAAAAUUAUGCCAGAUUAAAUGUGCCAGCAACUAUCACAUCAGGUCAAUUGCAACAAUUGCAAAAUGUCAAUCAUACACCAACAAUAACAACUACACUGAAUGCUACAUCACCCACAACUCCAGUCGUCUUCAAUAAACUCGAAAAGCAGCCAUUUUCAACGCCUGUAAAAAAAUAUAUUGUCGAAGAUCGUCAACCAACAAUAAACAGUCCGCAAGGAUCUCACAUAUUAACGUUUCCGCAUUCCUCGCCAUUUUCGACAACUGCAAAAUUGCGUGGCGUUAACACCACAAUCUUACCGCCUGGAACAAAAAUUACUGCAAAAAGAAUGCCCACAUCAACAGUUGUGUCUGCAGCGGCAGUGAAUAACGCUAAUGUAAGCGGACUUUCGGUGUUAGCCGAUCAGGCUUCAAUGAGUCCAGCUCUCGCUCAUCCAAGUACAAAUGAAGGUUUGCAACAGCCAGCGCAAGGUAAAGUACUUACCACGAAAAUAUUACCGCUAAUGCUGGGCGCUUCAGGAAACAGUGUGAACAGUACGACCACAAAUAUCACACCAAGCAGUUCUACACAAAUAACUAAAAUCGAUAUUUUGAAUAAUGGAGCUAAUGUAAUAGGUGUUGGAAGUGGCACAACUCACGCGGGCACUACCUUGGGUGGCGCCACAAUUAUGAAGAAGUUACAAUCUCCUGUUAUGCUCUCUCAAGAACCAAGUGGUAGUGGAACAACUGGCACCAAUAUACAUCUGACGUCUGUUGGUAGUAGCAGUGCAGGCACAACUGUUUUCCGCAAACCCUCCAUCAUAAAAACCAAUAUUCUCGGCCGCAGUACGAGUAGUGUUUCUACAAAUGCUGCAACGACCGCAAAGCUUACAAGCGGAAACUCGAAUCCAGAUGGGCCUAAAAUUAUAAGCAAUAUUAAAUUAGUUCCCACAAUAUCAGCCACACCAGCAACAGCAACGCAGCAACAAUACCUACAGCAGCAACUAAAGAACGCUAACACUGGCCUGCGCACAAGUGUUAAAAUCUGCCAAUCCGCCAAUGGUAAAGUAUUCAUACAACCAGCAAACGUUGAUGCAACGAAAUCUCGAACACAAACGAGUACCCUACAAAAAAAUUUAGGUAUGCCAUUAGCUACUUCAGCUCCGCAGCAAGCAAACACUAGAUUUGCAAUACAAAAAGUUCAAAUUAUACCAGCGUCCAUGUCGUCGCCGACACUACAAAACUCAAUAGCGAAUUAUCAACAAACACAGCAGAAGCACAUUUCAUUUGGUAACAAAAUGUAUAUACCAGGAUCGAAUACGGUGCGUACGGCUACAGGUUCCAUAACUUUAUCUGCAGCAAAUUUAGCUACUGACGACAAUGAGAGCAGUAGUCAAGGUACUAUAGUUAGUAUGCAGCAGAAACAAGCUGAGAAUGGUGGGAAAGCAAAUGUUCUUCUCAUUGGACCGACGAGCUCAACAAUAGAAAACCAGAAACACAACACUACAGGAAAUAUUCUACAGUCCCCAACUAAACCGGACAGUGCUCAAAUGAUUACUGAAGAUACACCAAUCGACAUAAUUGGUGCUCCUAUUCUAGUUAAUAACAGCGGUAACACUAUUCAAUCAAAUGCACACGCUAUUGAAUUGAAAGGAAAGGGCGGACAUGAAGAUGACUCAACAUUUGUGUUAGGUGCUACCGAUUGGGAAAUGGAAUUGGAUCAAGCCACUGCAUUUGCGGCAGUCAAUAAAAGCAAUCAGCACGGAAAUGUGAACAAAGCAACAUAUCAACAUGACCAUGUACCAAUACUUGUUGAUGAUAGUUUCGAAGAUGAAAUUAUUGUUGAAGAAAAUGAGGAGAUGUCCAGUUCUAAUAUCACUGCCAACACACAUUAUGCAGACAAUGAACACUACAGCGUAACUAAUAUAGAACAAAAACCGGGUGAAUUAAGAGCAGGCGUUGAGCACAGUGGCACCAUUAUAAUACAACCUGCUGAUUAUGCAGCUCAUUCUGAAUUCGAAGACGCCAUCGAAAUCGAUGAAAACACUGCUAUUGAAUAUAUUGAACACGAUCCAAAUCCAGGUCCAGAAGACAACAUGGACAAGACUGAUGGUAUGCAUGCAAAAACAAUUACAGAUAGAGAAUAUGUAAAAGAUUUGGCAGUUACCUACGCAACUAAAUAAUUGCAUAAAACUGGUAUUCAGAAUCGAAUACCAAAGAAUUCACCUAUUCACCUAUUCACCUCAUCUGUUAAGUUAAAACGGUAGGUGACAAUUACAAUAUAGACAAAAAAUAGAAAAAAGGAAAUAUAAAAAAUAUGAAGAAAGAAAUAUAAGAAAAUUAUGACGUUAAAGAAAAAUCAAAAGAGAAGUUCUUGCUGGCGCAUUAUCCCAAAAUAAUACUAGUGGGUAACAGUGGUCCUUUUUGGAAUAACUUUUUAAACAUUUAUACUAGCUGAGCUUUUAUUAUUGAAUGCUUAUUCCUUAAACUAAAAAUUAUGUUAACUUAUUUUUUACUAUAAUCUUCUAAUCCGUAUAGACCUUUUGAAAGUAUUUUUACAUAGAAUUAUUUAAAAUAUUUACCAUACAACAACAUUUGUACCCAAAUACGUUCUGAAGAGCGUUAAUUAUCUCUUUAGACUGAAAUUAAAAUGUGUUUAAGAGUUAUAGUUGAGCUUGUUUUACUGAUUUAUGCAUUCACUUUGGAUUGUUAUAUGGUAGCCGUAGCAGUUGUGCCUUUCGCAGGACAGUUUAUUU
This is a messenger RNA of Teleopsis dalmanni, 3991 nucleotides long. RefSeq names its product BRCA2-interacting transcriptional repressor EMSY. Lineage: Eukaryota; Metazoa; Arthropoda; Insecta; Diptera; Diopsidae. The record is from RefSeq and is a predicted model, not a curated record. The coding region runs from base 206 to 3418 and encodes 1070 amino acids. Gene Ontology annotation, cellular component: nucleoplasm. The transcript is spliced from 7 exons. Gene Ontology annotation, biological process: regulation of DNA-templated transcription.